Brassica oleracea var. oleracea is the source of this 1062-nucleotide messenger RNA. Its product is annotated as ADP-ribosylation factor 2-B. Gene Ontology annotation, cellular component: cytoplasm. The transcript is spliced from 7 exons. Lineage: Eukaryota; Viridiplantae; Streptophyta; Magnoliopsida; Brassicales; Brassicaceae. The coding region runs from base 269 to 814 and encodes 181 amino acids. The record is from RefSeq and is a predicted model, not a curated record. Gene Ontology annotation, biological process: vesicle-mediated transport; intracellular protein transport. Gene Ontology annotation, molecular function: GTPase activity; GTP binding.
CAUUUAGCGUUUCUCUUAAGCUUCUCUCUCUCUCUCUCAGAGAUCUCUGUAUGUUAUUUGCUGCGGAUUCAUUUUAAUGGUUUGCGAAUUGUGAGGAUUGAUGAUUCUCAUGAUCUAUGGAUAAUGCGAUUAGAUUUUGAUUUAUUCUGAUACGAUCAGUGUGGAUCUGUAAUCAUUUCUGAGUUCUUCUCGUCGUAAUUGUUUCUUGAGAGCUGAUUUCGUUACGAGAGAUCAUGCAGAUUUCAAUUUAGCCUUUUAAAAGGACAAGAUGGGGUUGAGUUUCGCGAAGCUGUUUAGCAGGCUCUUUGCAAAGAAGGAGAUGAGGAUUCUGAUGGUUGGUCUUGAUGCUGCUGGUAAGACCACCAUUCUCUACAAGCUCAAGCUCGGUGAGAUUGUCACCACCAUCCCCACUAUUGGUUUCAAUGUGGAAACUGUGGAGUACAAGAACAUCAGUUUCACUGUGUGGGAUGUCGGGGGUCAAGACAAGAUCCGUCCCUUGUGGAGGCACUACUUCCAGAACACUCAGGGUCUGAUCUUUGUCGUGGACAGCAACGACAGAGACAGAGUUGUUGAGGCUAGAGAUGAACUUCACAGGAUGCUCAAUGAGGAUGAGCUGCGUGAUGCUGUGUUGCUUGUGUUUGCUAACAAGCAAGAUCUUCCAAACGCGAUGAACGCCGCUGAAAUCACGGAUAAGCUUGGCCUUCACUCCCUGCGUCAGCGUCACUGGUACAUUCAGAGCACAUGCGCCACUUCAGGUGAAGGGCUGUACGAAGGUCUGGACUGGCUGUCCAACAACAUCGCUGGCAAGGCGUAAUGAAGUAAAACAGCAUCGCAUCGGGAUGAUUCUUCCUGCCGUAUGUUGGUAAAGUUUCUGGAUGCAAGAGAAAGAUUAUAAAUAUUAUUUGAACCUUUUUGCUACUGGCUAUUAUAUGAAUGUUCUGAUUGUGCAAGUAUAGAUGUGUACCUAAAAACCUUAUGAGCCCCUUUAAAUAGUUUUCGUGCAUUUUGAUUUGUUCAAACCUUGGAUUGAUGAUUGAAUGUUAUUGCUUUCUUGUUACAUUA